Molecule: messenger RNA, 639 nt
Organism: Anoplopoma fimbria (sablefish)
Lineage: Eukaryota; Metazoa; Chordata; Actinopteri; Perciformes; Anoplopomatidae
Gene: rtn2b
Product: reticulon 2b
Exons: 7
Coding region: 1-639 (212 amino acids)
Source: RefSeq, a predicted model, not a curated record
AUGGCCACCAAACUUGUGGAUCUGGUGUAUUGGCGGAAACUGAGAAAGACCGGUAUGGUGUUCACGGGGCUGGUGAUCAGUCUGGCCAGUCUGUUCCAGCUGAGUGCCAUCACCGUGCUCUCCCACAUUUGUCUGGGUGUCAUGAGUGUCACCUUCACCCUCCGUCUCUACUAUAAACUGCUGGAGCUGCUGCGCUGGAACCCUGGGGUCCAUCCCUUCCAGUCAUAUUUGGAUCAUGAUAGCUCUCUGACAGAUAAGGAGACAGUAAUGCUGGUGGAGGAGGUGGUGCUGCUGAUAGCGUUCGCUGUCACAGAGAUCAAAAGGCUGAUUUUCAUCGAAAGCAUGAUCGACUCAAUUAAGUUUGUCUUGCUCCUGUGUCUUCUGACCUACGUCGGAGUCUUUACCUGCGGACUGACUCUGGUGAUAACAACUGUGAUCGUUGUUUUCUCCCUUCCACUGUUGUACAAAAAGCAGCAGAUGCGGAUAAGGAGGAUGGUUAGAGCCGUCAAAGCUUUUGUAAAGAGAAUCAAAAACAUGUUCCUUGGUCUGUAUAAGUCAGUGAAACCGUCUCCUGCCCCUGCACCCGCAGCUGCACCUACACCCGCCUCCGCCCCGAAACAGAAAGCCAAGUCAAAGUAA